AUGGCACCAUGGUUAUUGUUUGUAAUGUUGGGUGCUGUGUUUUACAUGGGGAGAACAGCCAAUGGAGAACUUAGACAAUUUAGUGAUUUUUUUCAAAGUUGUUUAUAUUCAUUUAAUUUUGUUGUCGAUUGUAGGGAAAUUGAUGGAAACGUGACUGUAGGAGAAGUAAAAGAAAAAUCAGUUGCUAAAAAUAUUUACGAACAUGCCGUUGAAACAAGGCAAAGUGCUGGAUAUAUUGAAGUCAAACAUCGCUUCACAAAUGUCUUUGAUAUAUCUGUUAACGUUGAACCCCAAAAGAAUAUAGUUUACAAUCUAACAUACCAAGAACUUCUGACACGACAAGACUAUAAAUAUAGGCACGUCAUUCAUUUGUCAAAUGGUGGAAUUAUUGAUGACUUUUUAGUUGAGGUUUUUAUUACGGAACCCCACGACAUUAUUGAUUUGUCUGUACCUGAAAUUAAAGGUGAUAUAUUAAUGAAUAUCACCGAUGACACAGAGCUAGAUUCUGCUUCAAUUGUGUACACCAGCAGCAGAGAGGUUCACAUCAAAUACAACCCAAGUCGUAAACAACAAGAAGAAAUUUCAGACAAAGAUGGUGUUGCAGGCUUAUUCAGAGUGGAAUAUAAUGUGGAUCGUCAAAAUAAUUCAAAUUUAAUAUAUGCAGUUGAUGGCUACUUUGUGCACUUCUUCACUCCUGAUUCCUUACCAAGUCUUCCAAAACACGUUGUAUUUAUGCUUGAUGUCAGCGGAUCAAUGUAUUGUUGUAAAAUUGGACCCCUGAAAGAAGCUAUGGAAAAUAUCCUUGAUCAACUCGAUCCAGAGCUUGAUGCAUUUCUCAUUGGAAAAUUCAGCAGUGAUGUCUCAUGGAUGAUGGACAAAUUUUUACUAGCAAACAGUACUAACAAAGAAUUAGGCAAAAAUUACAUUAAGGCACUCCAAGCCGAUGGAUUUACAAAUAUUAACUCUGCUCUCCUUCAAAGUAUAGAGAAACAUAAACCUGCUCUAACCUCUACGAAGAAAAGUAUCAUCGUAUUUCUCACUGACGGAGAUCCAACAGUAGGAGUCACUGACGUCGAACUUAUCAAGAAAAAUGUGAGAGAAGCUAACGAACAGAUUUCAUUAUUCGCCAUUUGUUUCGGAGAUGAUUGUGACAGUAAAUUUCUUCGUGAGAUUGCCACGGAAAACGGGGGCUUCAACAAGAAGAUUUACGUAGACUCUGAUAGUAGUCUCCAAAUUGAAAAUCUCUAUAAAGAAAUAUCUAACAUUUUAUUAAAGGAUAUUACAUUUGUUUACUUAGAUGGUGCUGUUAAUACUAGUACUUCAAAAUUUAGCAGCUACUUCAAAGGAUCAGAAUUAGUUGUUUCCGGUGUUUUGACGCAAGAAUACCUAUCGACCAUAAAAGUAAAUUUAACAAUGACAAAUUUCUGGGGUCGUGAUAGUGAAAUAUUAAAACUAGAAUUAUAUGGAGAUGACUUUACCAUAUAUGAUGACGGUUUUUCGCAAAAUUCCAGAUUGACUAGUAUUCAGUCACUUUCUGAAAUUACCGAAAAAACCUAUGCUUACAUCACCUUGCAGCAACUUCUCAAGGAAGACAGAACAGAAGAAGUGCGACAUGAUAUUCUUAAUUUGGCUCUAAAGUAUAAUUUCGUAACUCCAUUAACAUCAAUGGUUGUCGCCAACUCAAAAGUUAAAGAACAUUUUUUUGAAGAAGAAACAAAACAAAUUCCACGACAUCAUGUGCGAUUUACCACAACACCACCAAUGACUGUUCCCCGGUCAACCAGAACUUCACAAAGAACCCCACGAAAACCACUGCCAAUUCUUUCACAUAUUCCUGCCAUUUUACUAAAGCCAUUAAACUGUAAGGCAGAACUGUGUUUCACUGAUAGUAUUCAAUGCAGAAACCAAACUGAUAUUGUGCUUUUGGCUGACAGAGCAGCAAGUACAGAACUGGCUUUGUGGUGUCAACCUGGCAAAAUCAUUAAAGUGUUGGAAAAAAAAUGCAAUACAAAGACACAAUUUUAUUUAAGAAUAGAUGGCACAGUUUCAGAUACAGUUGAGUCAACUGGGUCUUUGUGCCAUUGUGAUAUUGUGGCACAAAGUGUUGGUGUUGUUAACUACAUCACAGCCUUGUGA
Octopus bimaculoides (California two-spot octopus) is the source of this 2136-nucleotide messenger RNA. RefSeq names its product inter alpha-trypsin inhibitor, heavy chain 4. Lineage: Eukaryota; Metazoa; Mollusca; Cephalopoda; Octopoda; Octopodidae. The record is from RefSeq and is a predicted model, not a curated record.